Mycosarcoma maydis (corn smut) is the source of this 987-nucleotide messenger RNA. RefSeq lists its product as uncharacterized. The record is from RefSeq and is a predicted model, not a curated record. The transcript has a single exon. NCBI's taxonomy places the organism in Eukaryota, Fungi, Basidiomycota, Ustilaginomycetes, Ustilaginales. The coding region runs from base 1 to 987 and encodes 328 amino acids.
AUGGUGUCGUAUUCGGAGCUAGCAACCAAGAACUCCAGUGUGGAUGUGACCGGUCAGCGAGCGCUCGUCGCGGGAGGAACGCAGGGCAUUGGUGCCGGUAUUGCUCUUCGAUUUGCUCUCUCUGGGGCGUCGGUGUGGCUAGUUGGGCGCAACGAGAACAAGGCAGCGGAUGUGCUCGAAUUGCUCAACAAAGCAUCGGCCGAAGCAGCACGACGUUCUAGUGCGAGCUCGAAAGCCGCUUGCACAACGUCGUCUGUCGACCAUCAAUUUUUCAAAGCGGAUCUUUCCUCCACCGCGGAAGUCAAGCAAGUGGCGUCUGAGAUCAUCGCCAAAGCAGGCAAGGGUGGCAUCGACUAUCUCAUCGAAACCGCCGGCGGUCCACCCACAGGUGCGUUCGAAACCACGCCCGAGGGCAUCGAAAAGCAGUACGCCGUCCAGGUGCUCUCCCGAGUGGGUCUAGCCAAACAGCUCGUUGAAGCAGGCGUCAUCAAACGCUCAUUGCUCAUGGUCGCUGCUCCGGGCCAAGGCGGCAAAUCCAGCAUCGACACGGACGAUCUCGAUUUUUCGCAAUCCCACGCUGCCGGCCAAUGGUGGUCCGGCCCUAUCGGUUUGCUCAACAAGGGCAAGCGAGCAUCCUCGCUUCUCGACGCCGCCUGUCAGCAUCUCGCUGAAUCCCACCCGAAUUUGACUUUUACUCACGUCUUUCCCGGCUUGAUCAAUACCAACGCACUAGCCAACCAGGGUCACAGCAGCCUACUCGUCCUCGCAGCCAAGAUAUUUGGCCCAUUGAUCGGCAGCAAGCCGGGACCGGGUGGCUACGCCGAAUUGCCAUUUUACCUCUUGGCCAACCAAGAGGGUCAGAGAUACUUGGAGGUAGGAAAGGCCAAUUUGAUCGAUCAGAAUCUCAAGAAACGCAAGAUCAGUGAGAAUGUGCAGAGCAAGGAAGUGAGGCAGAAGAUUUGGGACAAGCUCGCCGCUUACUUCUGA